Paramecium primaurelia is the source of this 334-nucleotide messenger RNA. The record is from the annotation of a GenBank genome assembly. Lineage: Eukaryota; Ciliophora; Oligohymenophorea; Peniculida; Parameciidae.
CAAAACAUUAAAUAGAGGUAUCGCAGAAUUAGUUAUAAUUGCUGCUGAUACAACUCCAUUAGAAAUCGUUCUUCAUUUACCAUUACUAUGCGAGGACAAGGUAUUCGAAAUAUUGACCAACUUUAGAAUGUCCCUUAUGUUUUUGUUAAGAGCAAAGUAGACUUAGGCAGAAUGUGCGGUACAAGUAGAAAUGUUGUGGCUUGCUCAAUUAUAAAGGAUAAAAACUCAAGAAUCAAUUAAAAUAUUACAUAUCUUAAAGAUUUGUGUGAAAGACUCCAAAUAAAUUAAGAAGCAUGAUAAAUAUUAAAUAUGUACAUUAAACAAUCAUAUUAAU